CCACUACCGCCUCCACAGCAGCAGCGCGACCGCGCGACGCCAUGUGUGUGACCAGAGCUCCAAGCCACCACCGGUCGGGCGAGGCCGAAGAACGGGCGGAGGCCGCCUAGCUCCUUUUCGUUUCCCUCUCGCUUUCUCCCCUGGCCUCCCCGGCUCCCCGUCUCCUCGUCGCAUUCGAGUGCCCCCGCUGAUUGGCCACCUAUACUACAACUAGUACUAGUAGUUGGCUCAUCGUCCUCUCCGUCCCUGUUCGGUAUCCUCGUUCCUCGCUUGGAGGCUGCAGCUGGCAAUGGCGACUCGCCGUGGAAGGCAGGCUCCGCCAUGUGCGCUUCUGCUCCUCCUAGCCUCCAUGUUUCUGCUGCAGGGAGCUCCGUCGCAGGCCGGCGACACCGUCGCCGCCGGCCGGCCGCUCUCCGGCGGGGAGAGCCUCGUGUCCAAGCGUGGCAAGUUCAGGCUCGGCUUCUUCCAGCCAGACAACUCGUCAGAUCACUGGUACCUGGGCAUCUGGUACAACCAAAUCUCGCUGCACACCACGGUGUGGGUGGCGAACCGGGAGGCGCCGGUCACCGACCCGGCGUCCUCGCAGCUUACCAUCUCGAGCGAUGGCAACAUGGUCAUCCUGGAUCACCGGAGGUCCGCCGUCUGGUCAACCAACGUGGCCGGCGUCGCGCCCAACUCCACGGUCGGCGUCAUCCUCGACAGCGGCAACCUCGUGCUGGCGGACGCGUCCAACACCUCCGUGGUGCGGUGGCAGAGCUUCGACCACUUCGGCAACACGUGGCUCCCCGGCGGGAGGCUCGGCCGGAACAAGCGCACCGGCGAGGUCACGCACCUCGUCGCGUGGAAGGGCUACGCCGACCCGGCGCCGAGCGUGUUCUCGCUGGAGCUGGACCCGCGCGGCUCCAGCCAGUACCUGCUCAACUGGAACGGCAGCGAGCAGUACUGGAGCAGCGGCAACUGGACGGGCCGCGCGUUUGCCGCCGUGCCGGAGAUGACGCCCACCGACGCGUCGCCGCUGUCCAAGUACACCUUCGGCUACGUCGACGGCGAGGACGAGAGCUACUUCAUCUACGACGUCACGGACGAGUCCGUGGUCACGCGGUUCCUCGUUGACGUGACCGGGCAGAUCAAGUUCCUGACAUGGGUGGCGGCCGCCAAGGAGUGGAUGCUCUUCUGGUCGGAGCCCAAGAAGCAGUGCGACGUCCACGCCGUGUGCGGGCCCUUCGGCGUCUGCACCGAGAACGCGCUGCCGUCCUGCAGCUGCCCCCGGGGGUUCCGCGAGCGCCGGCCGGCCGAGUGGCUGCAGAACGACCACACCGCAGGCUGCGCCAGGAACACCGGCCUGGCUUGCAGCGACCAAGACGGGCAUCAGAAGAAGAGCAAGAACGAGGACAAGUUCUACCCGAUGCCCAACGUGAGGCUGCCGAGCAACGCGCAGAGCGCCGCGGCGGCGAGCGCUCGCGACUGCGAGCUCGCGUGCCUCGGCAACUGCUCCUGCACCGCGUACUCUUACAGCGGCGGCUGCUCGCUGUGGUACGGAGACCUCAUCAACCUUCAGGACACGACCAGCAAUGGCGCCGGUGGCAGCAGCAUCUGGAUCCGCCUGGCCGCGUCCGAGUUCUCCGGCACCAGGAACACCAAGAAGCUGGUCAUUGGGCUCACCAUCGCGGGGUUCGUGGCCGCGGUCACCGUCAUCAUUCUGGCUACCAUCUUCAUCCUGAGAUGCAGAAGGAUGAAGUCGUUGUGGAGGGUCGAAGGUUCCCUGAUGGCGUUCACGUACCGUGACCUGCAGUUCGUGACCAAGAACUUCUCUGAGAAGCUCGGCGGCGGCGCCUUCGGGUCGGUGUUCAAGGGGUCGCUGCCUGACGCCACGCUUGUCGCUGUCAAGAAGCUGGAGGGCGUCCGGCAGGGUGAGAAGCAGUUCCGCGCCGAGGUGAGCACGAUCGGCACGAUCCAGCACGUGAACCUGAUCAGACUGCUCGGGUUUUGCUCCGAGAGGAUGAGACGGCUGCUCGUCUACGAGCACAUGCCGAGGGGCUCCCUGGACAGGCAUCUGUUCGAGACCAGCCACGGCGUCCUGAGCUGGGAGACGAGGUACCAGAUCGCCCUGGGGGUCGCGAGGGGCCUGGACUACCUGCACGAGAAGUGCCGGGACUGCAUCAUCCACUGCGACAUCAAGCCCGAGAACAUCCUCCUGGACGAGGCGUUCGUCCCCAAGGUGGCCGACUUCGGGCUCGCCAAACUCAUGGGCCGCGACUUCAGCCGCGUGCUCACCACGAUGCGUGGCACGGUGGGGUACCUGGCGCCGGAGUGGAUCGCCGGCACGGCCAUCACCACCAAGGCGGACGUGUUCAGCUACGGCAUGAUGCUGUUCGAGAUCAUCUCGGGGCGGAGGAACGUCGGGCAGCGCGACGACGGCACGGUGGACUUCUUCCCAUCGACGGCCGUGGGCCUGCUCCUCGACGGCGACGCGGGGCGCGCGGUGGACGGCCGGCUCGGCGGCAGCGCGGACGCGGCCGAGGUGGAGAGGGCCUGCAAGGUGGCGUGCUGGUGCGUGCAGGACGCCGAGAGCCUGCGGCCGAGCAUGGGGAUGGUGGUGCAGGUCCUGGAGGGGCUCGUCGACGUCAACGCCCCGCCCAUCCCGAGGUCGCUCAAGGUGCUCGCCGAUCCGUCCAAGUACGUCCAGUUCUUCUCAGGGUUGCCGUCGACCACUGCUAGUAGCGCAGUAGUAUAAAAAAAGGGUGGAUGUCUAAUGAUGCUGUACUCCUGACACGGAGAUUCUAGAAUACUAGUACUGCAGAUAGACAAGAAAAAUAUUCUAGACAAAUAUUGUACGAUUCUUAGGGCCAGUUCAGGGCAUGUAAAGGCAAAAGAAAAACUUUUUGCAAAGAAAUCUUACCAAUUUGAAGUACUAAA
Molecule: messenger RNA, 2916 nt
Organism: Panicum hallii
Lineage: Eukaryota; Viridiplantae; Streptophyta; Magnoliopsida; Poales; Poaceae
Product: G-type lectin S-receptor-like serine/threonine-protein kinase At2g19130
Exons: 2
Coding region: 290-2734 (814 amino acids)
Biological process (GO): protein phosphorylation; recognition of pollen
Molecular function (GO): protein serine/threonine kinase activity; ATP binding
Source: RefSeq, a predicted model, not a curated record